Daphnia pulex (common water flea) is the source of this 11074-nucleotide messenger RNA. RefSeq names its product homeobox protein cut-like (gene cut). Gene Ontology annotation, molecular function: DNA-binding transcription factor activity, RNA polymerase II-specific; DNA binding. The record is from RefSeq and is a predicted model, not a curated record. The coding region runs from base 994 to 7038 and encodes 2014 amino acids. Gene Ontology annotation, biological process: regulation of DNA-templated transcription. NCBI's taxonomy places the organism in Eukaryota, Metazoa, Arthropoda, Branchiopoda, Diplostraca, Daphniidae. The transcript has 11 exons.
GAGCGAAAAACUGAGUUGAGCCCAGGGAGCAGAAGCAAAGGCAAGAGCACAGCAAGCAAGCAAGCAGCAGCAGCAGCCAGAGGGGGCCUCAGGCCGCAGUUCACAUCGCUCAACCGACUCAGUCCGCGUCCGUCUGCGGCCGCGUCGUGUUGUCUGUUACACAAGCAGCAGCAGCAGCCCAUUAUUAUUACUGUACCAUUCGAGAAAAAAAAAGUGUGCGUGUGGUUUCAUUUGCUUGUUUACUUCCGACUACAAGUCCUCGACGCCUUUUGAAUAUUUUUUCGAGUCGUUUUUCCGUUUUCACAAAUACGAAGAGGAUUUGAGUUUGCCAAUCAAAAUCACACCGACACUCGGAAUAGAAGAAAAGACGGACAUUGUGCGUGUUUUGUUGAUCAUCUCGCGCAAUCGCCGCCCGAAAUAGAGGAGAGAAAAAAAACCCCAAAAAGUUGAAUCAAAAUUCUGCGAAAAACAGAAUUUUUCGGUGAAAAAGAAUAACAUUCUUGUUGCGCAACCGGAUAUUGGGGUUUUUGUCUGAUUUCCCCACGUUGUGUGCGUGAUCGAACAACCUCCUCAUCCGCAAAGUGCGCCAAAAAUUUUUUGUUUCUCUCGUGUUUUAUUUUCUCUGUGUGUGUUUGUUCGGAAACAAUCGAAUUCUUCUCCCACAAACAACAACACCACCAACAACAACCGACAACUAUUCUUGUCUCGUUUCUCCGCAGUCAAUCGAGUUCGGAUCCAACACAAGAAGAAGAAUCCUACAGCAACAACAACAAGUGCUCGUCGUGUCGUUUGGUAUUUGGUGGAGCGCCACACUACCACUACUGGAUGUGUUUUUGUGUGUGUCGUGCUGCGACUGUCUGAGUCAGCGCACACAUUAGCCCCCUUUCUUUUUUUUAAUCGGAAAAAAGCCAAAAAAAAAUUUUGAAUUAAAAAAAAAAGGGAAGAAAUCUAAUUAAAACGGCCAUCAUGUUGUGAGAUGAACGUUAUAGACCUAUGGAGUCCUUGGACUGGUUCACAACCAAAUCGCAAGGACCUCUUAUCCUGGCCCAGUUCUGGCAGCAACGCGCUGUAUUGGCCGAGAAGGAAUUGUCUGUCCUCAAAGAACAAUUUGAGAGAGCUGAAGACAGCAGCAAGCGGCAGCGGCUUAGCAGCGAUCAGGCCAAUGAAGCUCCACCUCCACCCAACAUGGACACGCCCCUCGACGUGAUGGGCAGACCUUCAUUACUCGAACUAGCCGCCAAGGAAAAAGAGAAACAGGUUCAGACAUUGAUCGAGGACGUUCAAAAGUUGCAGUCGACGUUAAACCAGUUGCGCGAAUCCUCUGCCCGCCAACUGUCAAACUUUGAAGAGGAAUUGCAGGUGCGCGGCCGACACAUUCAGCGACUGGAAGCUCAGCUCGAAGCGCAAAAAGACUACCAGGAAAUCCGCCGUGAACUCAGUAUCUUGAAAUCGAUCGAGUUUCCGCACCUGUCGUCGACCGUUGACGACGACGACGACGACCAGGACAUUGCCAAGAAAUCGGACAAGGUCCCCACUUCCGCGUUAGCCGGUGGCAACAAACCGCUAGAGGUCUUGCUCCUGGAACGCAACAAAGCUCUCCAGUCGGAGAACACGGCACUCAAAGUCGCCAACAGUGAGCUGCAAGGCGAAGAAGAAAAGACUUUGACACUUCCGCUGGAAGAAACUUCACCUCCAUCACCUCCACCGUCGUCUUCCUCGUCGGCAUCUCCCGGUCCGGCUGUUUUGUCUUCCAAAGACGACGCUAGCGUCGCCCAGCCGGUCACCAACAACAACAACAACAACACGGCAGAUUGUGAAGCCGAUCACUCUACGGCCAACAACGACAACGACACGAUGCCCUCGUCGACGCGUUUGGGACUGGCCAACAGUCCGAUGGCGGCUGCAGCGGCAGCUGCGGCGGCCGCCGCCGCCUCGGUCGGCGCCCACGUCGGCCCACCUCCGCCGUUCUCGCCUUUCGUCGGCGCCGUUUCCGCAUCGGGACUGAUGGGUCCGCGACACCUGCCGCCCGUCUUCCACCCCGUCUUGGGCGGCCUGGGUUCGCUGGGCCACUUUUUCAACGAGGACAUGCUCCUGCACUGGCGGCGAUCGCUGGAAGCUUCCAUGCUGAGCCAUCACCAGCAGCAGCAGCAGUUGCAGCAGCAACAGGAGCGACGGAUGGCGUCACCCGACCGCGCCAGAGCGUCCAGCCCCGGCAGCGACAACGGUGCCGAAGAGAACAACAGCAGUAGCCUCUAUGGCCAGCGGACACCAACGACAACGGUGGCCGGAGAAGGAACUGCCACUACACCCACCGUAACGACGACUCCCAGGUGCCCGACUACUCCUACCGGGCAGCAGCAGCAGCAGCAGGGACUCAACUCUUCGACGCCCAACUCUUCCGGCGUAGCCACUUUGCCCGGCUGGCCUAGCUGGGAAGACUCUCAUUUGGCCCGGCUGCAGCAAGAGUUCAUCACACGCGGGGGCGUCUACCCAGGUUUCGGCGGCCCAGGCAGCGUCAACAGCCUGGCCGGCGGUGGCCUAGGAAAUGGUAGCCUAGACGGUGGCGAUGGACCGUCGGCCGCUGCCUUAGCCUCUCUGAUGGCCCUUCCGGAAGGUUUGACAUCGCUGCUGGCCAAGAGCAACCCGCUCGAGGCCCGUCUCCAGGAGAUGCUGCGCGCCACGAUGGAGCGCUACGCCAGCCAAGCCCUGGACACGUUGGCCAUUUCGCGCGGCGUUCGCGAGCUCCUCUCCAUGCACAACAUUGGCCAGCGGCUCUUCGCCAAGUUCGUCCUCGGCCUCUCGCAGGGCACCGUCUCCGAGCUCCUCUCCAAACCAAAGCCCUGGGACAAGUUGACGGAGAAAGGCCGCGAUUCCUACCGCAAAAUGCACGCCUGGGCCUGCGACGAAGCCGCCAUUUUGCUCCUCAAGUCUCUCAUUCCACGCAAAGGAAAAGAAACGGGAGGAUCGUCAGUGGCGACCAAGACGGAGGAGAGCGCCGUUACCGAGGAGCGGAUCGCCCACAUCCUGCACGAGGCCAGCGCCGCUCUACGGGCGCAACAAGUCGACGACUCGGGUAGCGACGAGAGCAAACCGCCCAGCCAAACACAGACGCCAUCGCCCGGACCGAAAGUGGAGCCGAUCUGCUCUUCAGCCGCCGCCACGUCCAGUGCCACUACAACCACUACAACUCCCACCUCCUCAUCUAGCCACCACCACAACAACAACAACAACAACAACAGCAGUACUACCACCAACAUGCUGUUGCAGCAGCAGCAGCAGCAGCGUCGCGGACGCAAGCCCGACCACGACGACAUCUCGCAGGAGCAAGUGCUGCGCAUCUACCACGACGAGCUGGCCAAAAUGAUGUCGGGAGGCUCUCCCGCCGCUUUCAAUCCGGCCGCUUUCAGUCCGGCCCACCUCUCCGGAUUAUCCGCCCUCGCCGGAGGCGGCGCCGGUUCCAGGACUAUGGCCUCCAAUCUCCGCGAUUACAAUAGAUCCUACACUAGCGCGCUCUUUGAGCGAUCGCCGGAAGAGAUCCGCAUGGCCCUGGAUGUCUACCAACAGGAGCUGAACCGGUUGAUGCAGCCGCCGACUUCCUCUUCGGCGUCAUCGGCUGCCAAUGCGACAACGACGACAACGACAACAACGACGGCGUCAACGACGACAACGGGCAAUUUCACUUCGACGCCCGCCGGCAGCGCCGGAAGUCAGCAUCAAUCGACAGCGACGACAACAACCGGACAACAACAACAACAGCAGCAUCUCAGCAACGGUUUCCCGCAAGACCUGUCGCUGCCCAAGAGCAGUACGGCAGGAGCCGGGAGCGUCAGGAGCGACGAGGAGAGCUCGGAGCGUGAGGCCGUCAAGAUGAGGUCGGCCGUGCCGGCCAGCAGCAAAUCCUCGUUCCUCCUCAAUGCCAACGAGAACGGAGAGCGGAGCAAGAGCGUCUCGGGCGAGACGGGCAACAACAACUUGUCGCAGUCGUCGAAAUCGAUCGAGAACUCGAUGGCUCUUUUCAUGCCCCACUCGCUGCACAACAUCCUUCGCCCGUCUUCCAGCCUGUCGCCCGACGAGUCCAAUACGGCGACGACAGCUCCCACCGGAAGUGGCGGCCCGGGUGCCAGCGCCGGUGGGACGGGCGGCGUGGCCUCGCCCCUGCAGCGCAUCGCUUCCAUCACCAACUCGUUGAUGUCCCAGCCGGCCAAUCCGACCUUGCCGCAAGUGACGCAACGGCCGAUGAAAGCCAUUCUGCCUCCCAUCACUCAGCAGCAGUUUGACACCUACCAGAACCUCAACACGGAGGACAUCGUCAAAAAGGUGAAAGAGCAGCUGAGCCAGUAUUCCAUCAGCCAGCGACUGUUUGGCGAGUCGGUACUGGGCCUGUCUCAGGGCUCCGUUUCGGACCUGCUGGCCAGGCCUAAACCGUGGCACAUGCUGACCCAGAAAGGACGGGAGCCUUUCAUCCGCAUGAAGAUCUUCCUGGAAGACGAGAACGCCGUCCACAAGUUGGUCGCCUCGCAGUACAAGAUCGCACCCGAAAAGCUGAUGCGGACUGGCGGAUAUUCCGGAUCUCCACAAUCCGCUGCUUUGAAGAACUCUGUGGCCAAGAUGAUGACACCCACGUCGAUGCCGGCCACUUCACCGGCCAUGUCAAGCGGCAAUUCCACCGGUGGUGGCAUGGAUUUAUCGCCCAACAGUCUGGCCCAUUCAGCGCUGGCCCUUCACGGCCUCAGAGGUCCCGCCAGCGCCUUGGCAUCGCUGACCCACGGAGCUGGAUUGGAUUUGAAUUCAUCCAUGUCUGGGCGGUCGAGUCCCAUCCCGAGUGGUUUGACUUACGGCGCCACUUUGGCCCACUUCAUGUCGGCCCAGUCGAGCCUCAACCAGCGUAGCCUCGCCUCCCAAAUGGCCCACCACCACCAACAGCAGCAGCAGCAGCAACAACACCACCACCACCAACAACAACAGCAACAACUGCAUCAGUCGCCCGUUCUGGUCAAGAGUGAUAAGAAUUCCAGCUCGUCUGUUAGCAAGUCGCUGUCCAACACGCCCCUGGGCGGCCAUAACAACAACGCCACGAGCAACGGCUUGACGCCCAGUCCCAUGGACGACAGCUCGACACCCACGCCCGGCCUAACUGGGUCGGGUAUUCCCACUCUGGCCGCCUACUCUCUGCCGGCGCACAGCGUCUACGAGCUAGCGGCCCUGACGCAAGACCUGGACACCCAGGGAAUGACGACCAAGAUCAAGGAGGUCCUCCUGGCCAACAAUAUUGGGCAAAAGAUCUUUGGCGAGGCCGUCCUGGGCUUGUCGCAAGGCUCCGUCUCGGAGCUGCUGUCCAAGCCCAAGCCGUGGCACAUGUUGAGCAUCAAGGGCCGGGAGCCUUUCAUCCGCAUGCAACUGUGGCUGAGCGAUCCCCGCAACAUUGAACACAUCCAGCGGCUGAAGACGGAGCGACGGGAGGCCGGCAAGCGUCGACGUGAUUUGGGCUUCCCCAUGGGGGCGACGGACGCGGCCGGACCCAAUUCCAACGCUUCCAGCAACACCAACUCGUUCAUGGGCGGUGACAAUUCGAGCAACGACGGCUCGAUGGGCGGCAGUCCGUCUCCUUACGGCGGCAAUCCCAACCACCACCACCACCACCAAGCGACGUCGCUGACGACGACGGGCGCCGGCGCCUCGCUGUCCUCCUCGUCGCCGUCGCCGGCCAAGAAGCAGCGCAUCCUCUUUUCUGACCAGCAGAAGGAGGCGCUCAAGCUGGCCUUCAGCCUGGAUCCUUACCCCAGCACGUCGGCCAUGGAGUUCCUGGCCCAGGAGCUGAACCUGUCGACGCGGACCAUCACCAACUGGUUUCACAACCACCGCAUGCGCCUCAAGCAGCAGCAGUCAAACUCGCUGGAUUGUUCCACCAAGGAGGAGAUCUCGUCGUCGGCCUCGCCGGCCACAAUGGCCAACGGCGGUCGCGAAAGCUCGGGACAGUUUGAUCCCAUCCACUUCCGGCUUCUCUUCCACCAGCGUCUCUUCGAGAUGCAGGUCGCUUCCGGCGAGGAAGGAUCAGGAGGUCACCACCACAACCCCGCAAGUGGCGGCGGUGGUGGUGGUGGCGGUCAUCAUCUCCCCGGCGCCGGCGCCGGUGGCAUGGCUUUGCCCGCCUCUUUGGCCGGACUCCCGCCUCAAUUGGCCGGCAAUUUGAACAUGAUGGCCUCGCUGGGCAUGCCCUACCCGUUCUACGCCACUGGCAUGUUGUCGCAAUUCUGCAUGGGCCUGGGCAACCCUUCGCCGGACAUGGCACCCGGCGCAGAGGGACUGGACUUGACGUUGGCCAGGCAACGCGUUGCCGCCCUCGGCCAAAGCGACUCGGACGCCGAAGAAAGCGACUGCGAAUCGGACACGUCGAGUCGGACUGGACCGACGCCGCACAGGGACUUGGAUCGCCGACGUGGUGACAGCCGGCCCCCUGUCAAAAUGCCCAGUCCGCUCAUGUCAAUGAUCGCCCAGGCCAAGACGGCGGCCAGUCUCGGCAUUGCCUCUCAGGAGGGACCGGCCGCCCAGGCGGCCGCCCGGUCGUCUCGAAGGAGUCGCAAACCGGCCGCCCCUCAGUGGGUCAACCCGCACUGGCAACAGUCGUCGGCCGUCCGGGAGCGCGUUGAGUCGGAAGACGGGCGUGACAGCAGCGAGGAGCGCGACAAGAAGAAGGCCAAACAUUUCUCGUCGCUCCACCACCGCAGCGUCGACGCCAAUUUGAACAAUUUCGUCGAAUCGGACGCGCCAAUUGCUGCGGGCGGUCGGGACUCGUCGGCCGAGCGGCCGUCAGUCCGGGCCGCCGUCGACAUCGACGACGACGACGACAAGUACGACAACGACGAGGAGGAAGACGAUGACGAGGAAGAGUCGCCCAAGCGACUGACUAUCCACCGGCCGCGGGCCGGCAGCCUCAGUCCGUCUCGUCGGGCCUCACCUUCGCCGUCGCCGUCCUCGGACGAGGACAAGAUGGACGACGAAUCGGAAGCCAAAGACGACGACAACAACGAACAAUCUUAACCUCCUUCCUUCCCACCUUCCUACAUCAAUCGAACGACAUUGUCCCGCGUGUGUGUGUGUUGUGUGUGUUGUGUCGGUGUGUGUGUGAUUCGUGAGGAAAGCGAUUGGGUGACAACUCGGGAGCUGAACUAUACGUCUAGACGUUUCUCCAGUGCGCCAACAUAUUUCUCUCAUCACUCAACUUCACCCCCUCCCCCCAGCUCCUCCCUUCCUCCUCCAUGUCUCUCGUUAAUUUCGUAUAAGAGAACGAGAGAACGGUACAACACAGCCGAGGUGGGGUUGGUUAUUUUGUGUUUUUAAAUUUCCCGCCCCGAUUUUUAUAUUUAAAAAAUAAUGGUUUUCUUUUUUUAAAAGCCAGUCAGAGCAUUUUUUCUGCUCUCAAAAAAUUGAACGUGAAAAUGAUCAAGAAAAAACAAAAAUCGAUAUGCGCGGACCGAGUGCGAGAGUGUGUGAUUGUUUGUUAUAUUAAUUAUUAUAAAUAUUGAUUAUUAAUUCAUUAUUAUUAAUUAAGUUGUUUGGUCAUUUUUGUGUUUUUCUUUUUUGGUUUUUCUUUGGAAAGGGAAGGGUUUUUGACGUGUGUGAUAAUCGGCCGGAGAUGAUAGCCGAACGCAGGUCUCGUCAAAGUGCCACCUGGUGGUCAGAACGGACAGAAAUGGGAUGACAGAGGGGAGAGAGAAAGCUGCAAAUUUUUAAAAAGAAAAGAAAACAAUAACUAAUCAAAUUGGGGACAAAAAAAAAGUUUCGUCAAACAAAUCACACACCCAAAAAAUUUUUCAAACUCCUUGGAUAGUUAUAGUGUGGGAUUUUCAAAAUUUGAUUCCGCAUUCAUUCAAAGAAAUGGAAACAAAAUAAAAAAAACACGUACGUUUGCUCUUGGAUGAGCACCCCUUUCUUUUUAUCCUCUUCUUCUCUAUUAAAAAUUAACAAAAAAGAAAAAUUUUAUCCCGGGCUCCCAUUUGUUGGGUGUGUGACAUUCGCGUCGUGUCACCCGUUCAUUACCAGUUCCUCCUCUUCUACGGACGCCAGUUAUUUUUAUUUAUUUAUUUUUUUGUUUGAUCCUAUAUAUCUUUCGGUUGCCUCUGUUCUAUGCGUUUCUGUAGUUGACACCGACAUCACUACACCCAUCCGGUGUAUAGGGGGGCAAUCAACCGAACGAAAAAAAUAUAUAGACAUGUCUGGCGCCCGCCUAUUUUGCAUUUCAAAUCUAACAAAUAGAAACGAGCGCGUGUUUGUUUCGUCUUUUUUUUUUUCCCCCUUCAUCAAAACUCUUUCUUAACCAAUUAAGUUAUCGAGUAAAAGAAGAAAACAAAACGCGAGAAAAAAAGUUUCCUCUCAUCUCAUCCGACUCCAAAGAUGUCAUGUUUUUGUUCCCAUUUCGGUUUGUUAGAUGUGCUUCCCUUUGAAAGAAAUUGGUGAGAGCAGCUUCCGUUUUUGAUUGGGAGAGAGAUUUUGUUUUUGUUUUCUUUCCGCUUCUUAACCCGUUCUGACCUCCAAUUUUUUUACAAAAUUGAUUCGAAAUGGCGAAGGUCUCUAAAUCGUAACAUUGGCCCAGUGAAAGUACAGUGUGUGUUCGUAUUUAGAAUGAAUUUAGUUACCGUUUGCCGAUUGUUUGUCUCAUCAUUAAUGAAAGCAGGAAAUGGGUGGGGGGGAGUUGUUUGACGUUUGCAAAAAUCACGGAAAAAAAAAUUCAUGUUAAAAAAGAUAAAGAAACUUGUCCGGUAUUAAAUCUCUCGGUUUUUAAAAUAAUUUCGUUUGUUGGUUAUUUUGCGUUUUCGGUUGCGUGUGUGUGUAUGUGUCGGGAGGGUGUAAUUUGUCUCAUCUUCAUUUUUCUUCUGCAAUGAUCGUCUCUUUUAAUGGUUCCAUUUUAAAUACCGCCAGGUGAAAAUGAUUUUCUUUUUUUGUUGGUCACCGUAUUGAUUGUGUUAAACGUCCGCUCUCCAUUAAGUGAACGCAUGUCGGUCUCUAGCGCGCCAUAGACGAUUUUUCUUUUUUUUUCAAAUGGUCAAUUAAUUGUGUGUAACUUUAAAAAUACCCAGACGACAAAAGUAACAAGUUGCGUUGUUUUACUCGCUGUAAAUAGAUGAUUUUCAUUCGCCGGUCUCGAGAUAUAUAUUCAAUUUAUAUAUCCGGUUCCUCUUUUUGUCCCCCCCUCUUUAACCUCAAUAUUCAAAUGGGCUGGAUGAAUGUCGAGGGGUUCGGGACGAGUAUUAAUUAUUUUCGAAUUUGGCUGUGUGCGUUCGUUCGUUCGUUUCUCUCUUUCCCACCAAAAAGAAAAAAAAAAGAAAAAAAAACUCGCCCUCCAAAUUUCUCUCUCUCUCUCUAUCUCCGUAAUUUUCUUGAUGAUUGUAACUAUAUAUUUUUCUGACUUAUAUAUAUAUCAAUCGAUGUAAUAAGCGCGCGAGGAAAAAGCAAAAACAAAACAAAAAUGCCGGAGAAAAAAUUUGUUUGUUUGUUUUUUUGGAUGUUUUUGUCGAUUUUCUCCCCCCUGCCCCCGUUGGGCCUUUUCGUCUCAUGUUCGUUCAAGUAUUCGUGCGUGAUGCCUGCCUAUGUCUCUGCCUGUGUGUGUUCUAUAAUAUAGACAACAAAUCGUUUCCUCUUUUUUUUUUUUAAAUCUUAGAUAUUCGUCAUGCAGCAAAAACAAAAGAAAAACCUAUCGAGUGAGAUGAAACCUCUGUCUGUAUUUUUCUUUCCUCCCUCGGCCUAACUAUUUUUUAAAAAAUCUAUUCAGUUUCUCUCGUACAUACAUAUUAUAGUUGUAGGGAUGACGGAAAAGACAAACCGAAUGCCAGUGUGUGUGUGUGUGUGUGGUUGGUUUCCCUCUUUCUGAUUCAUUCGCCCGCAAAAAGGUGGCGAAUUCGUGUGUGAUGCCAUGGCCAAUCCCCGUGAUGAGUUCAUCCAAUACUUUUGGUCUCUCUCUCUCUCUCUCUUUCCCCCUCAUUCUUCUUGCUCGUUCCUUGCUCGCAACGCACGUUUGCCACUCGCUAAUCGAAUCCAGCACACAACAAAACACACACAAUCCCCCCUUCCUCUCAAGAUUAUGCGUUUCCAUCCGGCCAACGCGAGUCUGAUUUUAUUUUCGUGAAAAGAGGAAGAAAAAAUAAGAAAUAGUUGUUUUUUUUUUCUUUUGCGUAUUUAUUGCGUGAAUGUUGCUCCAGGCAAGUUCUUCCCCUCCCCUCUUCCGAUCUUCGAUCUUUCUUCUCGUUGUCGUUCGUUUUUUUUUUUCGCGAUGAGAAGCGAAUCCAACCGAAAUUCUUCCAAAUUCCACAGAAAUAGAAAAGCAAAAAAAAAAAAAAAAUUGUUUGUUUGUACAUACACAAAUUCAAAAAAAGAAGGCGCAAAAAAAAUACCAGACGGAAUUUGAUUUCUCGUUUCGUUUCUCUCUUUCAAUUCUCUGACUGUCCUAUUCCUUUCAUUUCGUUUCUUUCGUGAUCAUUUCUGCUCUUUCGUCCAGAAGGAGCGGAAGUUUUUUUCGAAUGGAACAAUACACAAACCGACCGAUGUGUUCUCGAAAAUGAACCACAUCCCCCAUCUGUAUAAUCUCGUUUUUCCAUGGCCUUAUAUAUAAAAAAAGAUUUUUCUGGAACCCCCCCUCAAUUUUUUCUUUUCAUUUCUUCUUCUUCUUGUUUUUUUUUCUUUUCCAUCUUGUCUUCUUCUUUCGAUUCUCUCUUUGACUCUCUCCUCCAGUGUAUAUGUAAUGUUUUGUCACCUUGUUUGUUCAAUCUCGUGUCUCGACCCCCCUACAUCCUCGCCAUUGGCCCAGUUUUGUCUCUUUCCCUCCCGAUUUCCUCCGGGAAAGAAAUGAAGGAUUCAGAAAUUUUUUGGAAAGAAAGAAAAAAGAAAGAUCGUUCUUUUCUUUUUUUUUGUGGAUUAUUUUCACGAAAUUUCUGCGUGUAUUUCCCGAUUUUGGGGCCCUCCCCACCCACGACCUCUCUCCAAUAUCUUGUUCGAUUUCUUGAAACUUAUUGAUUGACAUUUUUUGAUCGCGUUUUUGAUUUUCCUUGGAUAUUUCAAUCAUUACACUUGUUCCAUACGCUGA